GAGUGUACCGGGCAGAUGGACGAUGAGCUAGUAGGCACUACCAUACAUACAUAUCUCCAUGGGAGGUGGUAGCAAGGAGCUGAGCUCCACCAACACCAACGACAAUACUACUGAUCAUCAUCAGGACACCAAUAGCAGAGGAUUAGGCCGCCAUGGAUACUAUGACCCUGCUGCCGCCUACUACUCCUCCCCUCCCAUCGCUUAUCCUCCACCAGCAGUUCAUGGAUGCCCCCCAUCUUAUUACCCUCCUUCUCAAGGAUAUGGAUAUGGCCAUGGAUAUGGACAUGGCCAGGCCUAUCACUCUUCUUAUCCACAGCAUCACGCCUACGGCAGCAGUACCGGCUAUCAUGGCCAUGGUGCUUUGUACGUUGCCGGCGGUGCAGCAGCAGCUGCCUAUGGCGUGCAUCACUUGAGCCAUGGCGGCCAUCAUCAGGGUGGAUACUACCCAUAUCGCCAUGGGGCAGCUGGAUAUCAUCAUUACGGUGGCAAGUUCAAGAAGCACCAUGGAGGACACUAUGGUGGCAAGUUCAAGCGUGGCAAGUUCUUCGGAGGUGUAGGCUUCCUCCAUGGGAAACACAAGAGGUGGAAAUAGAAGCAGCUACCUAGACCAAUAAUGGGAAAGCUUCUCCUAGUCUUUGUACCUCCAUAAUCCAUUGUACCCAACGGCUGGAUAGCUAUGAAUAAACUGAUGAAUGAAUGUUGGGAAUAAUUUGGGAAUA
Brachypodium distachyon (stiff brome) is the source of this 719-nucleotide messenger RNA. RefSeq names its product glycine-rich protein A3. The transcript is spliced from 2 exons. The record is from RefSeq and is a predicted model, not a curated record. NCBI's taxonomy places the organism in Eukaryota, Viridiplantae, Streptophyta, Magnoliopsida, Poales, Poaceae. The coding region runs from base 59 to 592 and encodes 177 amino acids.